Molecule: messenger RNA, 10824 nt
Organism: Dermacentor silvarum
Lineage: Eukaryota; Metazoa; Arthropoda; Arachnida; Ixodida; Ixodidae
Product: ras-related and estrogen-regulated growth inhibitor
Exons: 5
Coding region: 216-950 (244 amino acids)
Molecular function (GO): GTP binding; GTPase activity
Source: RefSeq, a predicted model, not a curated record
CAGUCUGCGCUGAGCGUGUGGCUGGCGGUUUUUCCUCUCGCCGUUAUCUCGCGUCUUUGUUUUUUUUUUUUUCGUUGUUAUUUAUUUAUUUUCCUCUCGCUCCAUUCCGAGGUGGUCUCUCUAGGAGCGCCCGUGAACGUGCGUGCGCGUGCGUGUUUUAGAGAACGAGUUCGGCGCAACGAUGAGGUGAAUACCUAAAGCUCCUCGACGGCGAGAUGAGUUCCAACGCCAUCCGGGGCAUUCGGCGCAAGAAAUCGACGCUCUCCGAAGUGAAGAUCGCCGUGCUCGGAGCGUCGGGCGUAGGAAAGAGCGCACUGGUUGUAAGGUUCCUGACGAAGAGGUACAUAGGAGAGUAUGACCACCAAACAGAAAACCGGUACAAAAGUGAGAUGAUGGUGGACGGCGAGCCCGUUCUAUUCGAAAUUCUGGACACCUGUCCAAGGAGUGAGGACGAGCUUCCUCGAGACGAGAUCCUGCAGUGGGCGGACGGCUUCAUGCUCGUGUACUCCAUCGUGGACCGGGCCAGUUUCCGCUACCUGGGGCUCCUGCGCCGGCACCUGAACAACACUCUGCCCAACCUGCAUAGGGCGGCCACGCUCUCCAACUCGGCCGGAGGCCCCGCAGGGGCAGGUGGCGCCCCCCAGCAGCAGGCGCAGCAGACGCCCGUGCCGGCACCCGUUUGCAUCGUGGCCAACAAGGCCGACCUCAUCCACCUCAGACAGGUGAGCACUGAGGAAGGUGAGAUCCUGGCCAAGGAUGCGGACGAUGGUUUCGUCGAGCUCACGGCCUCUGAGCAGGUGCACCAGGUGGCGCAGGCGUUCGCCGACCUCUGCCGCGACGUCUACGCCCACAGGCGGCGCUCCAAACAGUCGCUGCUCGACCGGGUUUUCUUUGCCGGCACCAAGAGCAUCGCGGCCAAGGCCAAUGACCCCGCGGGAGGGCGCAAGUGAAUGUUCUGAUAACGAUGGCGUCACACAGCCUCCUCUAUCUUCAUACUACUUUUUGUUGUUGCUUCACUUUGUAAGUCGGGGUGCGCUAAUGUUGAAGUUUUCGAACACGAAUUGAAAAACUUUGUUUUGAAUGUGAGUAUUCUAUUCGAGAAUGAUGAAAUUCGCAAAGUGGCACAGGCUCUCAAAAUUAAGAAUUUCUAUAUUUUGAUUUAAGAAUUGAAGUUUGAAGUGUUAAUUUUGCGAACACGAUUAAAAAAUUAAUUUCUGAAAUGAGCCAAUUCGCCUCAUGCGCAGAAAUCAGUGCGCAGAAUUUUGAUUCGAGACUUUAAAUUUGAACUCGUCAUAUUGCGAAUUCAAGUUCUAGAAUUGGACUUGAAAUGAACAUGAUGAGCGAAUAUGCUGGUCUACUACGAUUGUUGGAGCCGGCUUGCCAUGCAAAAGGACCCACGUGGUCCAUUCAUCAUAUGCAAAUAGUGCAUGCCAUCUACCCGCAGCUUCAGUGCCUGUUGUAAGGCAACUGGGAACUUCGAUGACCUUUCAGCUUUUGUUCAGUUAGAGCAGCUCAAUUGAACGGACUUCCAAAUAGUGUUACUUACAAUAAAGGCAAUAAGAAAGUUGUGUUUCACCAUUGUUCUCGAAGAUUGUUUACCUAUUUUUUCUAGUUAGAAAAACUAUAUUUGACAAUUGAUUGGAUACUUGGAAGCCUCGUUUUUGUUUAAAUAUUAAUAUUCAAUCCGAUUCGAAAAUUUCACUGCUCAACAUCCCUACUAGAAAGGAUUACGAUGGGACUUUAUUGAACGUUGUGAGUGGAAUACAGUGCUGUGUGCAUAGGCACGAAACUCACGGGGAAGGGGACAAGCAGAACUUCAUUGCUUCUCUGUUUUUGUGUCCUUCAUUCUUUCUGCUUUCUCUUCACUGAUGUCUGUCAUCUGAAACUCGGAUGCUAUGCACACGAUAAGCGCGCAAGAAAAAGUGAAGCGGCAACCAAUCCGAAACGAGAAGUAUUGAAUAUUUCCUCACUUCUAAGGGCUUUGAUGCCGCAUUGACUCACUUUAACAUUUGUUUUGUAUUGGUGAAUUCCCAGAUCCCUUCAGCUUUGGUGUUCUUACUUGUGAAAUGUAUUGGGGAGAACUUUGAGCACACUCUGUGGAAAUAUAGACGUAGCAAUGACACUUUGCAAAAUGGUAAUGUGGCUUUGCUGAUGUAGUUCUGGGACAAGAUUGUAAAAAAGAGAUGCGCGAUACAAUGUUAAAAAGAUGACGAUAGAACAAAUCGUGCCACACCUAAUGUAUAAGAGGAGGUGAGAAAAAAUUUUGAGGCCCAUUAAGUUCCCAAUGUAAGCUGACCUUAAUGUUCAAGUUAAGCUAUCCAGAUGAAAAAACUCUGCGAGGAAUGCAUGUACCAAAAUGAAACGCGUAUCUCAGUCUCAAACCCGACGUCAUGUAAGCCGACAAACUUUUCAAAAUAACUUCAUUUUGGCUGAAUUUAGCAAAGAAACAUACAAAAUCACAAGAAAGAAACUGAAGGCAGUUCCUAACCUUCAAGCAUAGGUAUUAUAACAGAGUAGCUCAACAAAAACAUUUACUGGAACACACUUUUGUCAUAACUACAAGAUGUUCGGAUUUAGAGAAGGUGUCACACUAAAACAAAAUUCAGUUUGCCGUGACGGAGAGGUCGAUGUAAUGUAGGCAAUACAAGGACAUUUAUUGCUGAGGCAGAAAUUUAUGCCACGACGGCAACACCGCCUUCUGAGGCACCACAGAAAAUUCUGUCCUUGCGACUAAACAUAUCAUGUCUUCAAACAGUGCAGGAAAGAGGGCAUGAAGAAUCGGUGAAACUUCCGAGCUUUAAGGUAUUAGAAUCUUGCACACUAGCUAAGUAAACACGAAUUUAAUGACGAGCCUGUGCUGGUAAUCUCGAGUAUUGAGGGAAAGAAAAUAAUUCAAUAGGUAGCUGGAUGAUAUCUUCUACUUCCUUCAUUUUUCUGAUAAGUGAUCACCACCAUGAUAUACUUAUCGGUGUAAAAUCAACUAUUAAAAUAAACCUGCUGGUGGUGCUCUUGGUGACAGAAGUUUGAGCAACAAAAGGUUUCCAGCAAAAGUGCUGUAAAAGAGGGCAAUUUCAUUUCGUGUAACGCAUGCACGAAGUACAGAAUGAACGAGACCGCGAGAAGAGCAAAAUAUAAGCUAGUGCAGAGCUGUGCACUGUUUUGUGCAUGGAUAAUAGCGUUGUGCCUAUCACCCCCAAAAAAGAAACCAUGGCGCAUUUUUUUCUAUAUAGGGAUGCCUCUCUUACCAUGCAGUGCGAAAACGCAUAGUGGGUUCAUAAGAUAGUACCACUUGCGUCUUAAGACUCUACUUCUUUCUUUACGGAGUGUGAUUCAUAUGCAAGUUCUUACACAAGUACCCAACACCAGGAAAAGGGGGUUUCACUUGGCAUCAUCAAGACUCAGUGUCUGCACGUUUUACUGACGCUUCUGUCGAAGCAGUUUGUGAGGUCAAAAACGGAGAUCGUACAUUUCCUUGGCAUUUCAGUCUGAAGUAGGAUGUUGGACCUGAUAAAUUUUGUGUUAAUAAUCUUAGAUAAUCAGACAACGUGCCAAUGAUUUGCACUUGUGAAAAGUAGCAUGCAACAGCUGCGAAACUUGUAUUUGUUAGUGUUAACGCUUCACACAUUGUUGUAACAGCCUCUCUUGAAGCAAUGCAGCUACUUCAUACCAUCACCUUAUGGCUUCAAGUUUGGACAAAUUAUUUUUGGUGUCUUGUAAUGCCUAGCCGUAUUUUAAUUCAUCUUUCUGGGUGAUGUGGCCAUGCCAUCGCAAUGACCAUACAGUUGGCACAUUCUGGCACAAGUAGGAAUUUACUGUGAUGGAAUAGCCUGUAAGGGUAUCUAUUUCUAGUUCUGAGAUGUCGGAAAUACGAGGUGUCGAAAACUAGCUUUAUUCUUUCAUAUUCAAUAGCUUUGAGCGUGCAAUACUGUCGCUGUUAUUGUAACGACAAUUCUUGUAGAAAAUGGGCCAGUGCCAGCAUUCUAUACAUCUGGCUGAUGUUGGGACACUGGUGCUUGUGCAAAGUGAUAUACAAGGAGCGCAAAUCGUUGUGGGAACUGUGCAGUUCAGCAAUGCACUGUCAGCUAUGCAAUCCUCACUGUCCUCAUGUCUGUUGCAAUCUAAUAUGACGUCCCUGACAACGUGCAAGAGAAACCAUGCGACAGGCAUGGAGACCAAUGUAUGUUUGCCAUGAUAGCAACGACUUUGUCUGAAAAUACAAACUUCAAUUCUCCAUAAUAAAUUGGCCACAGAUUUCAGGCGUUGACCUAACAGCAUUAAGAAUAUAUCUGCAAUGUUAUCGGUGCUUGGUUCGGAAAAUAGCAGUAGGUUCUAUAGCACCAGUGAUGUGUAUUUUCAAAAUUGAAUUAUACCUCGUUCACUGCUUUCACUAUAAGUGUUGUAAAUUUGAAGUUUUUAUCCAAGUCUGUCUAAAACAGGUGGAUGCCAUUGAUUUAACAGUCUACGGCUGCCUAGACUUUAUGAGUUUCAAUCGUCGAGUGUAUUUUAAGUGCAUUUUAAUUGAAGACAAGAAGCUGCUAAUUCAGCAGUAACGCAGUGGGCAAUAAGCGUUUGACAUCUUUGCGAGUGUCAUUCUAAUACUCCAGUCCCUCCCUUUAUAUGCACUGCAGCUAUGAUUUUGCGCGUAGCUUUUGAUUUGCAGAGCUGGUAUACAAGAUAAAGAUGAAGCUAGGCAGACACAGGUAAAUGUCUCAAAACUGCUGACCUGCAUCAGAAGAUGACUGUCGUCAGCACAUGCAGCGUGCGAAUUCGCACAUGCGAAUUUUGUUAGGACGAAAGGUUUCUACAUAAGCAAGCCAUUAAAAUGUUUGUAAAGUAGUUAAUAACAAGAUUAUUCGAAAGCGCACUAUGAGAUGCAUAUAGGGGGGACCGAAAAAUCUUUCUUGGCAUUUAAAAAGCAUACGGGGAGUCCAAAACUGCUGGGGCACCUAUUUUGAUGAUGUUUUGCUUGAAGAACGCGAGCUCGGUCUAGAAGAUAUUGAAUGCGGUGGUUAGUUAUAGUUGUACGAACCGCUGCACAAUAUUAGUCCUUUUCAUCACUCGUUCUCAAGCGGUUGUAUGCGACCUGACAUAUAUUGAUAAUGGUACUCGCAAGCCAUUUGCUCAUGUGUAGUGAAUGAUUCCCAAGAAGUCAUUGUUCAUGCAAAAAUGUUCAUCGUAACGUCGUCUUAUGCCUAUAGGAGGCACCACUCACGGUAGAUUUGUAGGGGGUCGCACGCUUUAGCGCACAGCCAUGACUCGUGCUCAACACUUACCAUCCACACACUCUGCAUCACGAAACAAUCUUGAGAUUGUACCUGAAGAAUAAUGCAGCAAAACAUGUGAUGCGAGACGCGUGUCAUCUAGUCUAGGCGCCCACUCCUUUGUAAUGGACAGUGGGCCUUGAUAGUUGUUGUGACUUGGUGUUAAUCGCUCACAAACACGCAUGCAAUUUACCAUAGAACGUGAGGGUUUUACCCGUGCUCACACUCUUCCACCGCACGUGACUCAACUCGUCUUCAACGCACUCAAUAACCAUGGUGGUUUUGAACACUGCAAGUUCCGUCUGACGUGUCUCAUUUUAGCUGCUUAUGUCACGUGUGGAGGGACGAUAAAUUUGUUGCUAGUCACUCUUCUAUUGUACACUAAGAAAGCCAUGCACGCUGUUAUAUGCAUUCUUCAUGCCGGUUCUGCCAAUCCUGUCCUGCUCAUUACUUGAUGUGGUGGUGCGUUGAUUCCCCUUGGUUCUUUGUGGGCUAGGUACUUAUAGAAACGGUACUCUCCCUUACGAUUCCUGUGAAAUUCCGAGAGGUGGCCUGCUUGUUUCUUGGGAGUGAACAGGUUUUCUGACCUGCAAGAUAAACAUUGCUGGUAACUGGACAACUGGCCCUGGAUAUUCGAAGUGGCGUGAUAAAUGACUCAAAACUUAGUUUCAUUUUCUAAAUGGGUCAACCAAGCCCCACUAGCCAGUAAAAAACUUAGUGCCACAUGAACUCUCUUCUCGCCAUCUUGUCUAUGGGCACAAUAUUGCCCAUGAACAUUUUUGGUCGCACAUAGAAAAUUAGCCCCCAACCUAUUCUGAUUCGUUUAACUUUUCUUUUUGUGUUGUGCAAUCUCUAGAGAUUUUAUGGUGGUCAUUGUUAGGCCUGAUAUGUUUAACACUUGAAAUUUGCAACUUCUAAGGCAUUUGAUUGCGAUGACAGCGUUGCCUUGAUGUAUACUUUCAUCAAUGCGCCUGCUUCUGAUGUGGAGUUCUGUGCACUUCUACUGAGCGAAAAUAAGUGUUCCCAUUUGAGGCGUGUCAAAUUUUAUUUAUUCAGGCAUUGCUUUCAGCCUAACGAGAAUAGGCUGCACAUUGAGCCACGAUGUUACUGCCACGAUAGCAAAAUAAACAAUAUCUCGUAUGUCGCGCAUGAGGCAACACAUCAAGAACAUGUGAAAACAAGAGUAGUGUUUCUGAUCGUAUACUUUUUAAAUGUGUCACACUUCUUUUUGUCGUGUUUGCACGCAUAAGUUGCGCGCCUGCGCAUUGCACAUGAACACUGCAAGCGACGAGACUCUUGUUUUAAAGAUACACUCUUAAUCUAGUGCCACAUAAGUUACACUAAGUGUGACAUUUUUGGAAAUACAUAUUUCACUUGCGUGGUGAAACGCUCGCGGAACAACAUUAAGAUGUUCCACGUGAGGUAAAUUAUGUAGAAUGGUACAGCAACAGUGUCUAGAAGCCUGGUCGAAGUAAGCGCCGACUUUCAGAGACAUUCGUUUCACAUAGGUGCCACCUAGUAAGCGGUACAUCAUUGCAAAUGCAUUCCCUUUAUUUAGUGGCACUUACGCGGAGCGAGAUUAAGAGUGUAUCUAGCCUUACAAACUGUCACUGUCUUUGUGAACACACGCCACAUUUGCUAAUGUUUCAUUUUUUAACACUUUCGAAUCUGUGCAUUGGCAAAUCCAUUACAAGAGCAGCCCGCAUGCCAGUCAGAAAUAUGUAUGAGAAGGGUUGAGGAGGCCUGUAAAAAAGGUUGGAUAUCCUGAACGAAAAAAAAGCGGUGUACCAGGGACCCUGACGUCCAUUAAUAUGUAUUUUCUGGCAGGAGAGACUGAUGGCCUGGUACUUUUGCUAACCUCAGGAGGGGUGCGGGGGGGGGGGGGCAAAAUGCAAGAAUGCCAAUACAUCAUGCUGUACCCGUUAAGAAACUCUAGGCUGUGGAAUUUGGAGCUCGCAAUACGCUGUCCUUCAUGUGUUAAUUUGAUAGUUUAAAACCAAAAUUGAAAGUUCAAUUUCUUUCGAUGAACUGACAGUUUGUUAGCUUUAAAAGAAAACUUUAGCUUGUUUUUAAAGUGCCAUGGAAAAUACAUGCUUUCUGAAUUAACUAAGAAUCGAGGCCUUCCCAUUACGUUCAUGAGCAAUGCGAAGGCGCAUGUGAUUUGCACCACGGGUGUGCAUGUAUACAUAUAUACAUAUAUAAAUGUUUAAAUGUAUUUUUCCACUUCCUGUUAGAGGGAAAUGAGUGGCUUUGAUGUUUAGUUGUGUUAAACACGUUGUUCUCUAGUCAGUUUCUCAUAAUAUAUGCACUGUUUUAUUUGUACAGGACACAGUUUUGCUGUUUUGUGGUGUAUGUGGCUUCUAUUGAAAGCAUGUUUAGGUGUCCAGUGCUGUUUUGUAUAUGUGUGCUACACUUCCAAGUGUCCGUGAAUUGUACUUUUUGUACUUGUUGUGGGCAGCACACAACACGAGCGCACACCUUGUCUGUCGAUCAGUACGAGAUAGGAAAAAAUCUCCUUCGCUUAACGCUAGGCUCAGCUUCGUCAAGGAAGUAGUUUUUCGGGCUCAAUACAUGUUUUUGAAAAUAUCUUCUUGGUCAUAUCUUUUACUGAGAUUCAUUUAGUUUCUCUAAUGCAAAAAGCGAAGCAAACUUUACAGUGGAAGGUGCACAUCCACCGUCAACACUACGUGGAUUCUUGCGUGUGGCCCAGAAUGUGUGCCGUUAUUUUAUUGUUGAAUUGAGUUUAAGAUUUGAACCAUAAUCACAUGUGGAUUUGAUGAAAGAAAGUGUACUAGGUGCUUCAUAACAAGCGUGAGAAAUGAUGAGGCUGACAAAAAUUAAUGCGUCACGUGUACUACGCCACAUGCUUGAAUGUUAAGAGGAUAGCAUAAAAAUAGGCUUCAGGUUUUUGUAUGGAAACUUCAACAAAAAGUCCGUUUGACCUUAAUUCUAGAGCUUUAGCGCUUCUGGUUUAUUGAGAACACGUUCAGAAUUACGUAAUUUAGAGUUGCGCAGUGUAGAUAAUUAAACAUUGAUUGGCGAUUAGUCGAAUCAUUAGAUAGUGAUGAUAUUGUUGGAAAUAUGUGGAUAGUAUUUCAUGAUACAAAGCCUAAAGAUCGAUCGUAUCCAGAUACGCUUGCUGAGGUUGUGCGGUUGGCACGUGUGCGGUCGGCAACCCUGUGCUGCUACAAUUCUCGAAUAUUGGAUAGCAUUGUAGACUUCGAUAUGUUGUAGGUUACGCCCCUCAACCGUCCUUGUAAAUAAUUUUGGUUACACUUUGUCGGCAUCCAGUUGCACCUUGGUUGCGGAAAACUGCUGUUGUAAGUUCAAUUUAGGGCGACCUUUCGAAAAACAAAUGAUUGUUGUGCAUCGUGCGCAAGCACUUUUAGAUUAAAGGCGAAGUUUCCUUUGAAACCUAAAAUGUGCUGUUACGAUACUUUUAAGGAAGUCACUCAGCUGGAUUAUUCUCGAGAGAGUUAGUUCCGAAGAUGCGAACGAGAUACCAUUUGUUCUCUCUGCAAAUGAUGAUCUGGCCAGAUACAGUCGUGGUGGUGUAUUUUGAAAGAUGAAGUUACAGCACGCGGCAAAUGUGGUAUUUUCGGUGUAGGAAAUACGUUUUCCUGUUUGCGCUUUGCCACAUGAAGUAACAUUUUAAGUAUUCUUUCCUCUGUCCUGAAACUUAAUUCGGAGAACUGUGCUAGCUCAAGGACCGGCGGAAUGUUUUGUGUCUAACACAAACGAGCUUCUAAAUUACAUUCUUCGUACAGGCUCACGGCCAACUUGAUGCAUUUCAGCUGGAAGUGCUGUAAAGAAGAGCUGUUUUCUCCAAACAACGACGCCCCCAUGGUAGUGUCAGAGUACGACACAGCAGGCAUGACUAGUUGACCAGUUGACGUCCAUCUAUGGUAGCAAACGGAAUGACCUCUAAGGCAAUCAUAGAGUUCAAGUUUUUUCCUCAGGACAAGUAUUGCUGACAGCUGAUUUUGGAAGUAUAUAGAAAUCACGCGUACAAAAGGGAGAUGUAAAGUGCUGGUAGUAGUAAUUUAUUGAUAAUUGGAAAGGCAAACGCAAACGAAAAAUGUUUUUGCUUCCUAACGGUCUCACUUUUAAGAGCCGAGCACGGCUCUGCUGUGGCCAUGUAAUUUAUGCAACAUAACUGGGGAUAAUAGAAAGAGAGAAAAUUUGCAAUAAAAUGGCUAAAAACAAAGUGAACACGAUAAAUGAACCUAACUAAAACGAGACACUAAAAAGGAAAUAAAACAUAAAGAAGACGCAAAGAAGAAGUAAAGAAAGAAAAACGAAAGUAUCUUGCUGCUGAUUGAAGGUACUCUGCGACUUUUGUCUCAAGGAUUUCUAGGUCCCAUGUGAUGCCAAACAAGAUCCUCUCACGCAGUGUAUUUAGAGGUGGCCAUUAUGGGAUAGUUUUAGUGUUAAGAGGUGAUGCUUUGUAAGUAAAAUGCAGAAAAAAACAUUUGAAGAUCAUUUUGGCUUCAUACACUGUUUUAAAAGCAAUACGAUUAUACGACGGUGUCUCUAAAUAGGAUAAACUUUAUUUUUGGUCUUGUUACUGUGGGCGGGCACAUGUCGGGGGUAGCUGCUUAAGAUGUUUCGAUGUACCUAACUCUUCAUCUCACGCAUGUACAACUAAUUUUGCUGUCCUGCAUUGAGUAACAGGAAUCUCUUUCUGGAUGUCUUCCCACAUAUAUAGUUUCUUUCGGUUGUCUAGAGAACUAUAGAGAGGUUUCUUUCGGCCCACUGCUUAUGUGUUGUCGUCAUAAUUUAGUUCCUUUUAUUGUUUACAAGGUGGUUAUCAGUGUGUUUGUAUUUCCCCACAUGCGUUUUAAAGGGACACCAAUGAGGAAUAAUUAGUCAGUUUGUUCUUGUAAAACAUUCAUUCAAGACUCUAUGUUCACUCAUUAAGCGGUCAAGGGUACAUUAGCAGCAAAUAUAAUGGAGGCCAGUUUUUCCUUUCCCACAUCUCGCGCUGAAACAUUUGAACCAUACCGCAGUGUGCCGUCAUGGAUUUCAGUGUACUUUCUAGUACGUGGGCCUUUCUGGGACAUAAUAAGUUUUCCAAACUCUCCAAGGCUGUGUUCUUAGACGUUUUAGAAUGCAGCGUGGUUGUUCCAUGUCGAUGAACAAUGAACUAGUUUAAGAAGUUGCCCUCGAAAAUACUUGACGUCAUAGGAAGCUGGCGCGGAAACCUCUGCGUGGCUUCGCCACGUGUCUUUUGCUUUUGUCAUUUUUUGAUGAUUUACGAGGCUUUCUGUCACGGUAACAGUGACUGCUCAUCUAUUGUAGAAAUGUAAUUUAUUAAUGCUGCUGAACUUAGUUUUCUCUUUAGUGUCCCUUUAACACUUUUCUAGUCGCCAAAGUGCGUCCUUCUUUGUGCUGUACGUUGUCCCAUUUUGACAGUGUGAAUGUAUUUUUUAAAAGAAAACUAUUUAUAUCUCUGUUUCAACUUGCACAGAUCUACCUGAUGAUGCGUGACGCCUUUGUGUGCAGCGAAUGCGCGAAAUAAAAUGAAAACGUGGUAUACAUAUAAAAUAAAAAAAUAAAGAAU